This is a messenger RNA of Syngnathus acus (greater pipefish), 1524 nucleotides long. Its product is annotated as gastrula zinc finger protein XlCGF7.1-like. Bases 64 to 939 code for a protein of 291 amino acids. The transcript is spliced from 2 exons. Gene Ontology annotation, molecular function: RNA polymerase II cis-regulatory region sequence-specific DNA binding; DNA-binding transcription factor activity, RNA polymerase II-specific. NCBI's taxonomy places the organism in Eukaryota, Metazoa, Chordata, Actinopteri, Syngnathiformes, Syngnathidae. The record is from RefSeq and is a predicted model, not a curated record. Gene Ontology annotation, biological process: regulation of DNA-templated transcription.
UGGAGCUCGUCGACCUUGCUAAUCGGGAAACCAACGAUCGAUCGGCGCUCCAGAACGCACGAAAUGGACCCACCUCGCCAGUUCGCUUCGCAUUUGGAGCCCAGCUUCAACGUUGAAGUGGUGUUGCCGUCCGACGUGCUGGAAGUGAUCGUGGAGGAAGACCGGCAGCUGCUCUCGCCCCCACGCGAUAAAGAGGAAGAGGAGGGCCGAAGCGAGCCGGACGUGCGAGCCGACUCGGACGGUUGCGAUUCAGAGGCGGCCGCCGGGACGAAGCGCUUGAGCUGCCUGCAGUGCUGCCAGAGUUUUGACAACAAAUACCGGCUGGUGCACCACAGCAGGAUGCACACGGGCAAGCAAAUGGUCUGCACAGUGUGUGGCAAAAACCUCUCCAGCAGGAGCAACCUGCGCACGCACAUGAGGACGCACUCAUCGGAGAAAACCUUCACCUGCUCCGUGUGCGGCAAAGGCUUCUCCGUCAAGAGAUACCUGGUGUCCCACAUGCGAAUACACACAGGAGAGAAACCUUACUCCUGCUCCGUGUGUGGCUCGGGCUUCAGCUACCGCAUGUCGCUGGUUCUCCACAUGAGAACGCACACGGGAGAGAAACCCUUCUCCUGCUCCGCUUGCGGCAAACGCUUCUGCCAGAAAGGCCAGCUAAGAGCGCACACCAGGACGCACACAGGAGAGAAACCCUUCUACUGCUCACUUUGCGGAAAGACGUUUUCUGAGCGGGGGCACAUGAUUUCGCACAUCAGGUCGCACACGGGUGACAAACCGCACGCAUGCUCGCUGUGCGGGAAAACCUUCGCCACCAAGAGGAACGUGACUGUCCACACCAGGACGCACACCGGCGAGACGCCGUUCGGCUGCAGCCUUUGUCACAAGAGAUUCCCGCACAAGUAUCAGAUCACACGACACAAGUGCGCUAACGUGCAGUAGCUCGGCUGCAGAGUUGCGUGAAAAUCCCGUCCCGGUGAUCCUGGAGUCAGGAGUGAUUGCCAACGGAAUCAUUUGCUCAUUGCCGACUUCGUACGCGGUGAACAUUUUAGGGACUAUCGAGGCUUUCUUAUACACUUUCUUACGAAGCCUUCUCUCAGGAGUCAAACGCACUCUGCGGACAAAAUCCACAUUGUUUUUUUUUAAGGUGGGGAAGUAAUCACAUAUUGCGAGUUUUGUUUAACCUAUAGCACAAUGAAUAAUAGUGUUAUGCUGUUUUUAAACCCACAGUUUACUUGUGAGUUUUGUCAAACCCAUAACACAUUGAACAAUAGUGUUAUGCUGUUUUUAAACUUACACUGUUAGUCAGUUCGUAAUUAAGAACAAACUGUGUUUUAAUGUUUUACAUUGUAAACCUUAGUCAAACUAAACUUAAACUGGACACGUAUCUUAAUCCUGCAAAUGCCCCAUUAUAGAUGGCACAAAACUGUUGCACUUAAAAGCAACAUGAGGGUCAUUUUGUGUAUUAAUGGCGGGCCUCUCCGAUUGUGGCAUAUUACACUAUAAAAUGGCUCGAGUGUCAACUUC